Wasmannia auropunctata (little fire ant) is the source of this 4159-nucleotide messenger RNA. RefSeq names its product growth/differentiation factor 8 (gene daw). Gene Ontology annotation, biological process: SMAD protein signal transduction; BMP signaling pathway. The transcript is spliced from 4 exons. Gene Ontology annotation, molecular function: cytokine activity; growth factor activity. The record is from RefSeq and is a predicted model, not a curated record. Gene Ontology annotation, cellular component: extracellular region. NCBI's taxonomy places the organism in Eukaryota, Metazoa, Arthropoda, Insecta, Hymenoptera, Formicidae. The coding region runs from base 714 to 1916 and encodes 400 amino acids.
AGUCUCCGUGAACGCGUCGUCGUGAGCGUCAGCGCGGGUCACUGCGAGCAAGGAGAAUUGUACACGGGGGAACACGACCGGAUGUCGGUCUUUCUUUACAUUCGCAAAAGAAUUAUUGCUGACUCCGCGGAUUGAUUUUUUGGAAUGGAGAAACAUAAGGAGUAUAUAUAGUGUAAGGACGCGCGAGAGAAAAAGGACAGAAGCGAAGCGGUCACGAUCGCGGCGAGGCGGUUCGCGAUCACACGAGAUAUAAUAUCGACUCGGCGAUUGUGACGACCCGCCUGACCUGUUGCAACUUUGUCAAUAAAAUUGAUAUUGCACAAAUUGCGCGCCAAUCUUGUUGAGAUUCCUAGAAAGAAACUGCCAGUUUGAAUUGACCGUGGAAGUAUUACAAAUAUUCAUGACGGUCAGAAUCAUCGGGAUAGAGUCAAAACGCUAUUUGGACGCUCGUCCAAAAUAUUUGACGAAGACACAUUGUCAAUGAUACAUCAAAAUUGUCGACCGGCAGGUUGUCAACUAAACUCACAAGUGUCAGACUGUCAGUGUUAUAUACAGUAAUGUCGGUGAUUUCAACGUACAAAGCGUUCUCGAUAUUCAGUGAACUCGAGUAAAUCGCCCGCGGAUUAAAUCGUGGUUCAAAUCAAAGACUGAAGAAGAGGUUCGAAAGAGACUUCCACAUCUCAACUGCCACAUCGGACUCGCGGUGAGAAAAAAUGCGUUUAUUCGUGGAAAUUCUUAUUAUCUUCCUCGUAGGGGGUAUCGCGGCCGAAUGGUCGAUCAACCCCCUGAUGAGAGUGUGGUACACAUUCCUCCCCCAUUCGCCGUCCGAACGAUCGUCGACCGACAAAGGAAACGACUGCGCCGGUUGCGCGCAGAAUAAAGUCAACGUCGGGAUCGAUCCCGACCCGUUGUUGACCGAGCUGAGAGUGGAGUACGUGAAGCAGCAGAUCCUCAAGAAGCUGCGGCUGUCAAAGCCGCCCGAGGUCUCGAUGCCGUUGUCGACCUUGCCUAAACCUUUAAUCAACGGCAACGUGCUACGGCCCGACUUGGAGAGACCGGCGGAGAACUUCUACGGGAAAACCAACCAAGUCGUCGUGUUCCCAACCGAAGGUGUAGCCGAUUCAGCGAAAUAUCGUCACAACUUGAAUCACAUAACGGGGUUCAAUUCGGCGGCUCAUUUCACGUUUUACCUGUCGAACGAGAUGCUGUACGUCGACGUGACCUCGGCGGAGCUUUGGUUCUACAAGGAACAGGUCGAGAACGACGAUGAGCUCAAGCAGACAUUCGUGCUAUCCGAACUCGAUCACUGGGACCAGGGCGGAAGAUUCGAAAAGAACACCGUCAUGGCAAUCUUCGAGACCGACAUCAGAGAGGGCUGGGUAAAGACAGACAUAAAAUUUAUGGUGAAGAAAUGGAUAGGCCGACACCGAUUGAACCACGCUAUCCAGAUAGCUUGCACGACCUGCUCGACCGAUCGCGACCGAGCGCCGGUGUCCGCCGAGCAGAGUCUGAAACCGUUCCUGGUGAUCCACACGGAGCCGUUGCCGCAGCGGAACAGGCCCAAGAGGCACUCGAAUUGCCUGCCCGACACGACGGAGUGCUGUCGGGACGAGCUCUACAUUAAUUUCAGGGAUAUCGGCUGGAGCGACUGGAUCUUACAUCCGAGCGGAUAUCACGCGUACUUCUGCCGGGGAUCAUGCUCCACAGCGGCUUCCUUAACCGUUAGCGGCUCGCACUACAACAACGUUAUCAUGAAAUAUUUGACCACGGAAUCGGGGCAACGAAAGAACAAGAUAGUGCCGUGCUGCUCGCCGACGCAGCUCGCCCCGCUCCAGCUGCUCUACAUCGACACGAACAACACGAUCACGCAGAAAACGUUGCCGAACAUGGUGGUGGAGGCUUGCGGUUGCAUGUGACGCCGCUGCCUCGAAGGGCGAGUGGAGGGUGAGUAGAAGCACUAUCGUCGGUGACGAGACAAAAAGACGAGGACCAACAUCUCACGCCACCACGUCCAAGACUAUCGCUCGCGCAUAAUCGUCGUGAAACCGAAUCCUGCAGGUUGGACGCUCGCAAAAUCCGUUCGUCUCGAUGCGAACGCGAAGAAGUCAGUCGCGCGGAAACGUACGACAGCGAUGAUCGCCGGCUUCGAGAUGGCAGGCUGAUUAAAGAUAGGGACACGCUAUUGUUAUCGUCACUCUCCCUCACGUUGCAUUGUAAAUGAUGUUAAUAAAGUAAAUAUUAUUUAUAAAAUUAAUGAAAUUAUCAUAGAUUCGUAGAAUUUCUGCUUUUUCAUUUUAUUCGCCAGCUGUGCGGGUAUUUAUAAUCUACAUUUUAUCAAUAUUCUGUGAAUCAUAAUUUUUUUAUCCUACACACGCGGUAUGACGUAAUUUUUACACGUACAAAUCAUGUUGAUAAAAAGACGUGAAUAAAGAUAUUUAUGCCUAAUCAUGUCACAUGAGAAUGCGAUGACAUUCAUUUCAAUAAAAUGUCUCGUUUGGCUCGAACGAUUUAGUUCACAAGAAUUACUGCACAUAUAUUACGUCUUUUUUUUAAUAUCAAACGUGAGAAGCGAAAAUACAAUUGAUAUAUUCGUUCGAUAACGCAAUACAACAAAAUACGGGCUUGCGUGAUGUAACAAUGGUGUGUUCCCGAAACCUGAAAUCCUUUAGGUUGAUUGCCCAAGCCACGAGAUCGACUCGAGCUAACGCUUGCGGCGCCAGGGGAAAUUAAGGCGUAAAUUAAGGCGAGCCGAAGCGUGGAGAGAGCUCGUUACGUAUUUUAGCGUAAAUACCGACACCCCUCCGCGUGCCGCGCCGUACGUCUACGAGGCCGAUAGCGAAGAGACCUUUCGGGCAAUUUCGACAAUAAGCUUUACCGCGCGCGCGCCUUCCCAGCUGCGUCUGACUACGUAUAAGGCCGUUUCUACUGCAAAUCACCGCCGAAGAUAUUUCAGCUUCCAUGUGAAGAAUCCCUAGAUUACGGAUUCUGACUGAUUAGCUUUCAGCGAUGCGAUAUGAUUUUUAUAAAGGUGAAUUUUUAUAUGAAUAUGCUAAUAUUUGUAGUGAAAAUUGUAUUAUAUUUCCUAAUCUAAUUCCUUACGAAAAAACAUAAUGGAAAAAGAGAAGCGAUUUUUGCGAAAAAAUAUGGCCUCAAACUCGGCCUCUCACCUAAGACAGAUACUCUAAUUUCAAUUUCAAAUUAUCGUCACAUUUCGAGGAAUCUGUAAAUAAUGCACACUAAUGCUAUCGCUGAGAUAACGUUUCAUGAAUGGAUUAUAUCAAUCAAGUCAAUUGCUUUUAAUCUGUUCAGUCACGUUUGACAUCAAACAUUUAUGAAAGAUACGUCUAACUAUAAGCAAAUUUGCCGUUGAACUUUGCACGUCGUAAUUUCAGCGUCUCUGAAAAAAAAAAGUGGACAGUGGUAAUAAAGUUACGCGAUAAAUACUCCUCUCGACGAUAUGACGACAAUUUAGAUAGAGCCGACGAUACGACAAACAACUCGCUAGAAGCCGUACAGUAUUUUCUCACUAUCUAACGCACAAUCCGAAACUGUUAUACCGACCCCAGGCUUAACUGUAUUUAGUUUAAGAAGCGUGAUAAGUAUGUUCGUAAAUUUUAUUUAUUGCUAAAAUAGGAUUAAAAACGUCGUCACCUUCACGUUGACGGAUUAGCGGCCCACGGCUAAAAAGCAAGGAUAUAAUGCAAUGACAAUUACUCUACGAAGUAAAUACGUGCGAUUAUGGCAUAGUAGUAUAUUAUUAAGCGGCACGCUAAGCGCCGACUGUAGUUGACACGUCGAGAUAAACGGCGAGUGGCUUGAUUGCGUCGAAAAUUGUCGGUGCAAUUAAACGCGGCCCGAUAAUAUCGAUAUACAUUUUCUUCCUUUUGAAAAUUUUACUCGUAUUGAGCGCAAGACAAGUGAUAUAUCAAUCGAUUUUCUCCGCAUUCGAGUGCCGUUAAAAUUACGCGAAACCGACGAGAUAGAUUCUUAUCAUCUCAUAUUUUAGUUAUAAACUUCCAAGCCGCCUUAAUCAAUCUUAAGUCAGAAUAAUAUAUAGCUGCUAAAAAUAUUACGAAGCUUUUAUUAUUUCUUUAAAGCGCUGCAAGAUAAAGUUUUUCAUUAGAUAUAGAUUUAUUCAAAUAAAUCAAUACACUCUCGA